CAGGCCAUACCUUGGAAGAGCUUGAGGAUCUCUGGAGGGCGAUCACUGCAACUGGCCGGUCCUGGACUGUGACAGCUGCAUGGUCUUCCAGUUGCAGUGCGGCGAGUGCAACGGCCGGCUACCGGAACGUACCGGCCUGCGGAUGCUCAGGAAGGUGCAGUUGACGAGUCCCGAGCUCACGGGAGAUUUGUCCACCUUUCUGCGGGGCCUCAAAAGCGAAAGCCGAGUGAUACCCCUCACCGAACUGAACCUACAGGGAACGAAGGUGACCGGCGACAUCCGCAUCCUGGCAGAGAUGGUCACUACAGGCAUCGUGACGGUGUCUGUCUUGCACCUGCAGGACACCUUGGUGUGGGGCGAUUUGCAGGUCUUUCGCGGGAUGCAGCACGCGUCGAAGGUGGAUUUGUCGCGCACCGCGGUGGUCGGAGAGCUGAACGUCUUCGAGGAGAGCGGGGAGGCGCUCAACACGCUGAAGCUGAGCGGCGUCGCCGGGCUCACAGGAGACGUGAAGUGCUUGAAGUCCACCAGCCGCCUGCAAGUCCUCGACCUUUCGGACACCCCAGUGACGGGAGACAUCAGCAUCUUAAAGGAGCUAACUCACAUUCAGGAGGCGGACUUGUCGCGAAGCCAAGUCUUUGGACAUUUGGAUGACUCCUGGAGAAAAUGUUGUGACUAUUUGGAGUUACUGGAUGUGUCCAAAACCUUGGUGCACUUCUUACCUCAAGACCUCGAGGAGCUGCACACUUUGCAGAAGCAUUGGGUCUCUGAAGCACCGCUCUUCCGGGCAUUGACGCACUUGGACAUCAGCCAUUGUCCAGUGAACAGAUCGGUGCAUGACUUAUGGAUGGUGUUGGCCAUGUCACCUCAUCUGGCGUCGAUCAAAGCAGCGCACUGUGGACUUUCGGGUGCUCUUCCCCAGCUCCGACGGACCGAGGCACGGCUACAUUUGCAUGGUCUAAUAGCCCAAAAGGCUCAACAUUACACCUAUCCGCUGGCGAAGUCUCUUCAGACCUUGGAUUUAUCGGGCAACCACCUCACCAACUUCUCGGAGCUACCGGUCAGCAGCCGCUUACUCUUGCAGGACAUGGAGAACGCUCUCGUUAUCGGUGAUGGCAUUUUAGCUGAAGCACUGCAGAGUGAAGUGCUCCUGAACCUCUCCCAAACGGAGCUGGCGAACAGGAAAGAAGCUCAGAAGCUUUUGGCCUUAGGCGUCUUGCGCAAAACCAACGACUUCGUGAUUCGUGACGACCAGCAGGGAUGUACAUGUUAUGGCUUGGCCGGAACUUCUAUCCUUGUAACUCCUGCCAAGUUCUUGCCAGAUGAACUUUGCCAAUGCCUGGCUGGAUGGCAUGGAGUGGGCGCCACAUGCCAGAAAUGCCCGGGCAACUUCUUUUCGGCCUCCAUUGGACAAAACGAAUGUCAGCCUUGCCCUUUGAACAGCACGUCGGAGGAGGGAGCGAGUGCAAAGGCGCAGUGCAUUUGUAGCUUUGGACGCCUCCACAAUGGCCACUGUGGCUGCGAUCGGCAGCAUGCCUUGCUGUUGGACAGCUGCGUGCCGUGUCACAAGCUACAUUUGCAGUGCAACCAGUCCGGAAGUGCUGCCACCACCGCAAUCCCACAAAGAGGCUACACGCGUUUGGAGCCCUUCGCACAAGAAGCUUACAAGUGUCAUCCGCCAGCCGAAAUUCGUUGCCCGGGUUUUGCUGACGAGCGUGAGCAGCAGUUCUGUGGAGCGGGGUAUACCGGAACGUUGUGUGCAAGUUGCGCAGAUGGAUUUUGGGCCACUGGAAAUCUGUGCCGGAUUUGCAGCAAAGCAAGCUGGACAUCGUUGUGGGCGCUGGGUCUUUUGGCAGCUGCUGCCUUGCUUCUGGCGGCUCUGCUGGGUUAUCGCAAGCUCUAUGGACAAGCAACACCACAACCGCCCAGUGCACAAAGUCUGUUGCUGAAGCUGCUGCUGUUGGAAAGCCCUGUGCUCUUGCAGACGGUCCAGCUGUGGGCUGUGCUAAGCCACCUGAGCCAGCGAAAGGAGGGGAAUGGCACUGAUGGCACCGGCACGAGCGUCCCAUAUCUGGAAGCCCUGCAGUUCACAGUGUCAGAUUUGCAAGACUCCCUCAACCUGCAGUGCACCUUCGACGGCACCACGGUGCGAACGCUGGCAGCUCUGAGCUCUCCGCUGCUUCCGCUGCUUCUGUUGGCUUGCUGCAGCGCCUUGGAAAUCUUUCGUGCCGGUAUGGGCGUCAACAUGGCCCUAAAGACUCUCACCUUGCUCUUCAUCGGUGGAGCUUCCAGUACCGCCGACUUGCUCAGCUGCCAAUCCCUCGACGGAGAUGGCCAUGCCUUGGGCUCUCACGCCUUUCGCCGGGCGCUCCCCCAGCUCCACUGCGACGCGGAGUCCCGCAGCGAUGCUGUCGGGGCUUGGGCGGAUGUGGUGGGCUAUAGCGCGGCAGUGGGCUAUGGGCUGCUGAUCCCCUCUUUCUUGGCUGGCCUCAUGGUGCGACAGUACUUUGCGCUUCAGUCAGCAAGGCUUUGCCUCGCGCAUGCGAGGGUUGAGCCUGCAAAAGUGAUCAUUCACAUACAGACCGCUCGAGGACAGCUACACCCAAAAAUUCUUCCCAAGCGGCUCGUAGCAGCUGCAGCCGCACACCUGUCGGUGCAUUGCCGUGGUAAGAUGCAGGUUCAGCUGCAGGAGGAGACCGUGACCUUGAUCGCCGAAUCGCGGGGUUCGACCGACGACGCGAACGAGCUGGAUGCCCUGAAACUGGUGGCAGACGCAGAGACCUCGCAGAACUUGGAUGCGUUGAAGUGCCGGCGCAUCUUCGAGAUGUUGACCGAGCGGACGAUGCUGAGCGAGGCAAAGGAUCGGCUCCUGUUGGGCGCGCAGCCUUUGCUGUGCAAAUACACCUUGUGCCAGGAUGUUUGGAUGGAUGUUGCCAUGAAGCUUUAUGCCGUCACCUUGGUCUCCUUUGUCUCAAUGUCGGAUGCUUGGAAAUUCACCGUGGCACUAUGUUUGGGCAUGUCAGUGCUCGUUUGGGUUUCACACCCCUACAUGCAUCCCCAGGUGAGCCAUUUGCAAAGCUUUUGUUGCUUUGCCUUGGCCUUGGCUUCAAUGGCUUUCAUCCAGAACUGCUUCCGCCUGGCACAGCUGGUUCUUCUGGGGCCCCUGCUGCUGUUGCUCUCACAGGUGCGAUGUCCUGACUGCACAGAGGCCUUGGCUGAACGUUGCUUUCAGGAGUUGGAAGAGCAGCUACCAAAGCUGCAAGCCGGUGAAGCGCAUGAACUCCACGUGCGACUCUUGCGCUUCUGAGCCGUGCGAGACGCGCUGGAGUCGGACCACA
Durusdinium trenchii is the source of this 3335-nucleotide messenger RNA. The record is from the annotation of a GenBank genome assembly. NCBI's taxonomy places the organism in Eukaryota, Dinophyceae, Suessiales, Symbiodiniaceae.